GCAUUAUUAUUUUUAAUAUAUACAAAAAACCUCCAUUCGUUGACCCUUCCCUGUCCUCCAAUGGCGGCCCCUACGCCGUUGGCCUUGCCUCUUUCUCUCUCUCUCUCUCUCUCUCUCAAAAGCUCAAAUAGCCCAGAAAGCAAAGUAGUCCAAAAAGAAACAAGAUAAGAAGAAGCCAAACUCGCAAAGAAACAAAAAGCAAAAAAAAUAAAAAAUAAAAAUAAAUAGUGAAAUCAAAGAUUUAGAGGAGAGCAAAAAAUCGCCUUUUUAACACCUCAUUCCCUCUUUCUCCGGCACUCUGUAUAACGAAAAACGAGACCAAAGACGCAAACUUUAAGCUCUUCUUUUUGUGUGUUUGUGUUUCUCUUCUAUUUUCUUCUUUUUAUCUCUUUCUCCUUUUUAUUUUUCUUUCCGACAAUGGAGGACGAAAGUAGCAACUGGUUGAUUCCAAAGGUUCUCCUUUUGUCUGUAAUCCUUAGUCUUGUAAUUGUGAAAGGCAUGUCUCUGCUUUGGUGGAGACCCAGAAAGAUCGAAGAACAUUUCUCAAAACAGGGAAUUCGAGGUCCUCCCUAUCAAUUCUUCAUCGGUAAUGUUAAAGAACUUGUUGGCAUGAUGCUUAAAGCUUCUACUCAUCCUAUGCCUUUCUCUCACAAUAUCCUUCCAAGAGUUCUCUCUUUCUACCAUCACUGGAGGAAAAUCUAUGGUGCUACGUUUUUGGUAUGGUUCGGGCCAACUUCCCGGUUAACGGUGGCGGAUCCGGAUCUGAUCCGAGAAAUAUUUUCAAAGUCUGAGUUCUAUGAGAAGAACGAAGCUCACCCUUUGGUUAAACAGCUCGAAGGCGAUGGACUUCUUAGCCUCAAAGGAGAAAAAUGGGCUCAUCAUCGCAAAAUCAUUAGCCCCACAUUUCAUAUGGAGAAUCUCAAACUGCUUAUACCUGUGGUGUUGAAAAGCGUGACGGAGAUGGUGGAGAAAUGGUCGGGGAAGCUAUCAGAAACUGGCGAAGUUGAGGUCGAUGUGUAUGAGUGGUAUCAAAAUUUGACCGAAGAUGUUAUAAGCAGAACAGCUUUUGGAAGUAGCUAUGAAGAUGGCCGAGCGAUAUUUAGACUACAAGCUCAACAGAUGAUUCUUUGCGCGGAAGCUUUCCAGAAAGUCUUCAUCCCUGGUUACAGUUUCUUUCCGACGAAAGGAAAUUUGAAAUCUUGGAAGUUAGAAAAGGAGAUAAGGAAGUCUUUGUUGAGACUAAUAGAGUGGCGGAGAAAGAGCAAAGAAAGUAAGGAGCUGGGGCUGGAGCCGGCAGCGUCGGCGAAGGAUUUGUUGGCUUUAAUGAUUCAGGCGAAAAAUGUGACGGUGCAGGACAUUGUGGAGGAGUGUAAAAGCUUCUUUUUCGCCGGAAAACAAACAACAUCCAAUCUGCUGACGUGGACGACCAUCUUGCUAGCCAUGCACCCGGAGUGGCAGGCCAAAGCACGUGAUGAGGUCCUCAGGGUCUGCGGCUCACGUGAUGUCCCCACUAAAGACCAUGUCGUUAAGCUCAAAACGUUGGGCAUGAUUCUGAACGAGUCCCUAAGGCUGUAUCCACCAAUUGUAGCGACAAUCAGACGCGCAAAAUCGGAUGUUGAGCUAGGAGGGUACAAAAUCCCAUGUGGCACGGAGCUUCUGAUCCCAAUCAUAGCUGUCCAUCACGAUCAAGCAAUUUGGGGUAACGACGUAAACGAAUUCAAUCCAGAUCGAUUCGCAAACGGAGUGCCUCGUGCUGCGAAACAUCCUGUUGGGUUCAUACCAUUCGGUCUUGGAGCUCGUACGUGCAUCGGUCAGAAUCUUGCCAUUCUUCAAGCCAAACUGACCCUUGCUAUAAUGAUCCAACGCUUCACUUUUCACUUGGCCCCUACUUACCAACACGCACCUACCGUCCUCAUGUUGCUCUAUCCUCAGCACGGUGCACCGAUCACUUUCCGGAAGUUGAACAGUUGCGAGGAUCGCUAAGAGAUCAACAGUCCGAAGCUCGUUCUGGAGUUUUAAGCUUGGAAUAAAAGAUGUUCUGAAGCUUUCAAAACUGACAUUCUCCUUUGUCGUUGUUUUAACCUUCAUAAAUAUAUAGUUUUAACUUCAGAAACCAUAUAUUUUCAAUUUUUUAAUUGUUUUAUCAAAACCUUCUUCUGGUUUUAAAUUAUGCUUUUGAUUUUUGCUAUCUAGGACUAAGAGCAUCCCCAUUAGUGAACUCCCUGUUGGGGUUCAUGGAAAUUUUUUAAUAUAUUUCUGGUGGGGUCAUGAAUA
Brassica oleracea var. oleracea is the source of this 2274-nucleotide messenger RNA. RefSeq names its product cytochrome P450 734A1. Gene Ontology annotation, molecular function: heme binding; iron ion binding; oxidoreductase activity, acting on paired donors, with incorporation or reduction of molecular oxygen. The transcript has 5 exons. Gene Ontology annotation, biological process: brassinosteroid homeostasis; brassinosteroid metabolic process. NCBI's taxonomy places the organism in Eukaryota, Viridiplantae, Streptophyta, Magnoliopsida, Brassicales, Brassicaceae. The record is from RefSeq and is a predicted model, not a curated record. The coding region runs from base 418 to 1983 and encodes 521 amino acids.